Messenger RNA from Ixodes scapularis (black-legged tick), 759 nucleotides. RefSeq lists its product as uncharacterized. NCBI's taxonomy places the organism in Eukaryota, Metazoa, Arthropoda, Arachnida, Ixodida, Ixodidae. The coding region runs from base 1 to 759 and encodes 252 amino acids. The transcript has 6 exons. The record is from RefSeq and is a predicted model, not a curated record. Gene Ontology annotation, biological process: symbiont-mediated perturbation of host defenses. Gene Ontology annotation, molecular function: amine binding.
AUGCUGCAAAACGUAGGAUCUUUGUUUACAGGCUUUUUGCUAAUCAUAAACGCUGCAUCAACCGACCCCAGCUCCAACGAGAAAAGCAAAUGCCAAAACGUUUCAGUACCUGCAGGUUUCAAAAACAUCCCGUCGUCAGACCAGGACGUCUGGAGUUUUGUCGCUGCGCCGGGAAACUUCAUGUACGCGCUGUACAGAAAUUUCAACAGUGACCGUGAAAACAAAGGAACAAACAAGUGUGUCAUGGUACAGAAAGUGCCCUAUAAUGAUACAGGGGAGACAAAAUUUGCUAACUACACAAAGUGGUACAACGGAACAACAUGUUUAUCGUACGCAAUCCGGUCGUUCUACCACCUCGUACAGUUGAAUGGAACUGUAGGUACAACAAAAAACGUAUUGGUGGCACGGCAUCAAGUUGGUGUAAACUUAACGGGGGAAUAUUGCUACCCUUAUGUCUACACCGAUACAAAAUGCGCCGUCGUGUUGAUGAGUCAUUGGAACGAUGCCGCCAAGAAACAGUGCAAAAAUAAUUCCCCAGCUCACAAGCCCAAAACUGGUGAAAACAUGCCCUGCCAAACAGCUUGCGAAAUGUGGGUGAGGCAUAAAAAUCUAAACGAAACUUCUCUAAAUAAGAACUGCACCAAAUAUUACAAACAAUUUUGCGGUGACCGCAAAAUAUUUCUCUACGACAAGCUAAUUUGUGAUAGAGUCGAAAAACUUCCAAUUAACAUAACGAAAUCUAUAUCUGAAGAUCAAUAA